AUGUUCGCCUCCUCCUCCCCGAUCCAUAUCGGGAUCGGGGGAAUGAACCCAUGGUCGCGCCCGAGCCCGACGCGCCCCCACUGCUCGACGCCGACGCCGGAGCCGUCCCUCGCCGCAGCCGCUCGUCUCCCCGUCGCUCGGUCGUCUCCGUCCUCCUCCUCAACCCCCACUGCCCAUGCCCUACGAAACCCCCGUGAGGCUCCCCUCCUUGCUCCUUUCCCCGCGGUCACCGCUGCUUGCUCGUGCUCGCUCGCCCCGCACCGCUACUGCAUCAUCGACGCUGCUCUGCUGCGGCCGCCUCACUCCGCCCCUCGCCAUGGCCACACCUGGACCGGCUCUGCCCUGCGCCCCGCCCGUGGUUGCCGUGGACCACGCACGCCCGCGCGCUCACAGCCGCGCCAGCCGCGUCGUCGUUUCCCGCCCCCACCUCGGCUACUCGCCAUCGCCGUCAUGCACGCCGCCCGCACCGACCCCGAACCUUCCCUGCUGCUGCUCCCUGUGGCCGCACACUGCAUGUCGGGGCCACCGCCGCGCCGCACUUGCGCUGCAGCCCCGCUACGCCUCCCUGCUCCGCCGCACUGGCUCCGCGUCGCUGCUGCUGCCCCGCCGUGCCCGCGCGCGCACGACACCGCCCCUACCUAUGGCUGCUACUGCCGCACAGCCGCGCCCCCUGCGUCGCCGACCGUCGCCCGGCUCCAUUUGCUCCGCCCCAGUGUCCACUCGCCGCGCCGCUUGCUCCCUGCGCCACCCCCGCCGCGGCUGCGCUCUGCCUCGCCGGCGCCACGCCGCUAG
Aegilops tauschii subsp. strangulata is the source of this 792-nucleotide messenger RNA. Lineage: Eukaryota; Viridiplantae; Streptophyta; Magnoliopsida; Poales; Poaceae. The record is from RefSeq and is a predicted model, not a curated record.